AUGGAGUCUAACGGGAAGACGGUCACGAAAGGCGGCCAACGUCCAAUCGUUUGGGGCGCGGCGGGGACCAAUGGUCAACACUCGUUUCACCAACUCAUCCACCAGGGCAUCAAUAUCAUUCCUACUGACUUCCUUGCGCCGGCAACGACACACAACCCCAUUGCGCAGUCCAAGCACCACCGCAUCUUGCUCUCCAACUUCUUCGCCCAGCCAGAGGCACUGGCGUUUGGCAAGACGGAGGAGGAAGUCCGCAAGGAGCUGGGCUCAGAGGCGCUCUACAAGAGUGAAGUCUUUGAAGGCAACAGCUUGAUGUUCCCCAAACUAACCCCCGCAGCGCUUGGUGCGCUGAUUGCGCUGUACGAACACAAGAUUUUCGUCCAAGGUGUUGUGUGGGGUAUCAAUUCGUUCUAUCAAAUGGGCGUCGAACUGGGUGUAGUGCGCAUAUUUUGGCGCUGCGGACGUUAA
Molecule: messenger RNA, 465 nt
Organism: Mycena indigotica
Lineage: Eukaryota; Fungi; Basidiomycota; Agaricomycetes; Agaricales; Mycenaceae
Product: Glucose-6-phosphate isomerase
Exons: 2
Coding region: 1-465 (154 amino acids)
Biological process (GO): gluconeogenesis; glucose 6-phosphate metabolic process; glycolytic process
Cellular component (GO): cytosol
Molecular function (GO): carbohydrate derivative binding; glucose-6-phosphate isomerase activity; monosaccharide binding
Source: RefSeq, a predicted model, not a curated record